GUACGUCCAGUAGGUGGCACAUGAGCUUAGACCACCUGAAAAUGACUUAAGUUAGUACGACUGAUUAUCCGACUUACACCAUAUAAGCGUUAGAAAAUAAAUGAUGGAAAUAUCAAAUAUUUUGUAGCAACUUGCUACGUUAAACCAUUCAUAUUCAUUUCCCAACCCUUAGCCAAGACCAUACCAGGGUAGUUCGCAAUCUGCUUCCGUGUGCAUCCCAGAGCUCUUAUAGGUGGUAUAUAUGACAAGACUCUACACGUUACACCACCAUAAACCACCUCAUAUCCAUUCUCAUAUCCAUUCUACCAUCUAAUAAUAGUCUGUGCCGCGUCUAAUGUAUAACCGGUACACGCGCCCUUUGCUUUACUACGUGAGGACUGCCGCUAAGGCACCACAAGUUGCGACCAAACCCGUCGGGGCGACACGCCGAGGCGCACAGGCGGUUGCAACCUCUCGCCGGUGCUCACUCCUGUAUCAGGAUCAGGAUCAGGGUCAGAUUCGCCGAACUUUCACGACUUCAGCAGCAGUCAUGGCAAGCCCCCCGAAUUCCCAACCUGCUCCCCAGUUCUCGGCUGGCGUCGACGAGCCGGCUCUAACACGGACCCUAGAGACUUUGCUGGCAUCAGCAGGGUAUGGUGGUCGGUGGGUACUGGUCGCUAGCGGCGAGGGUCUGGAGAGGAGCUUCAAGUUCAAGACGUUUGCGAAGACGUGGGACUUUAUGACUGCAGUGUCACUGCAGUGCAAGCUCAGAAACCACCACCCGGAAUGGUCCAACGUAAGGUGCCCCCUACUGUACUCCUUUCAUUCGUCCCUUCGUUUAUUAUAAAAAGAGAAUGCGUCCUGCACACGUGCC
Daldinia decipiens is the source of this 853-nucleotide messenger RNA. RefSeq lists its product as uncharacterized. Gene Ontology annotation, molecular function: 4-alpha-hydroxytetrahydrobiopterin dehydratase activity. The transcript is spliced from 2 exons. The record is from RefSeq and is a predicted model, not a curated record. Gene Ontology annotation, biological process: tetrahydrobiopterin biosynthetic process. NCBI's taxonomy places the organism in Eukaryota, Fungi, Ascomycota, Sordariomycetes, Xylariales, Hypoxylaceae. Bases 335 to 826 code for a protein of 163 amino acids.